AUGGCUACCACGGAUAUUCAAAAAACGCCGUUCGUGAGGGAAUUGGCUUCAAGUGAUCGCAAAACUCGCGACAAAGCCCUCGAAUCAUUGACCCUCUUCCUCAAAGCUCGCAAAGACUUGAGUCUCCUCGAGCUCCUCAAAGUCUGGAGAGGCUUAUUCUUCUGCUUCUAUCACUCCGACCGCCCUCUAACCCAACAAGCCCUUGCCCGCGCCCUCUCAUUCUCCCUCGUCCCCAGUCUCCCGCGCGAAAGCCGACUGCGCUUUUUGCGCGCAUUCUGGAUUACGAUUGGCACUGAAUUUCACAACCUGGACAGAUUGCGACUUGAUAAAUACUUGUUCUUGAUUAGGUGUUAUGUCGGCGUUGCGUUUGAGAUUUAUUUGAAGGGGAAGAUUAAUGAUAAAUCCGGUGAGCAGCAGCAGGAGGAGGAUGCCGGAACAAAAGACGAUGAGGGGAAUAAGAAGAGGAAAAGGAAGGGAGAUGACAAGGCUAAGAAUGGGAAGAGGAGGAAACAGUCCGAUGAUAAUGACGCAAAAGCUUCGGGGUCAGAGCAGCAGCAACAAGGCGGGAAAUGGACAGAGCUUGAAUCAUACAUUUCGCUCCUCGAGGAGGGACCGUUAUGUCCUAUCAACUUCGACCCCAAGGAGAAAAAACCCUCUAAAGACGAGGUAGCCAUGCCGCAUGGUCCCGACGGACUCCGAUAUCACAUCUCUGAUAUCUGGCUUGAUGAGCUUGAAAAAGUCGUUUCCUCAUACGAUUCCGAUGACCAAAAUGAGGAGGUAGUACCGGUAAAAGAUCGGCUCGAUGUCCCCAUUGAACUAUUGUUAAGACCAUUUGAGAAAUUGAACAAGAAGUCCCAGACGAAAUCUGUGCGGAUGAAGGUGGAGAGCGAGGUCUUGGACGAUGAACGGUUGGUUGAAUGGGGGUUUCGGGAGAGGAAGAAGAAGACUAAUGGAAGUGAGGAUGACGAUGACGAGGAGGAUGAUGAGAAUGAUGAAUGGGAUGGAUUUGAUGAUUAG
Messenger RNA from Talaromyces marneffei, 1017 nucleotides. RefSeq lists its product as uncharacterized. The record is from RefSeq and is a predicted model, not a curated record. Bases 1 to 1017 code for a protein of 338 amino acids. Gene Ontology annotation, biological process: rRNA processing. The transcript is spliced from 3 exons. Gene Ontology annotation, cellular component: preribosome, small subunit precursor; preribosome, large subunit precursor; nucleus. Lineage: Eukaryota; Fungi; Ascomycota; Eurotiomycetes; Eurotiales; Trichocomaceae.